Ustilago hordei is the source of this 3762-nucleotide messenger RNA. RefSeq lists its product as uncharacterized. Gene Ontology annotation, molecular function: protein tyrosine/serine/threonine phosphatase activity. The coding region runs from base 1 to 3762 and encodes 1253 amino acids. Lineage: Eukaryota; Fungi; Basidiomycota; Ustilaginomycetes; Ustilaginales; Ustilaginaceae. The transcript has a single exon. Gene Ontology annotation, biological process: protein dephosphorylation; nuclear DNA replication. The record is from RefSeq and is a predicted model, not a curated record.
AUGUCGCAGCUUGCUAGUCAUGCUCACGUGUCGUUGCAUCCACUAGCUUCCCGUCACGGAACCAACACUUCGACCAUCGUUCAGGUAAAUUUACCCGCUCACUCGACCAGCCGCGAAGACGGCCAAGGAACACCACGUUUGCAUCGUUCCCCCGCUGCCCAGUCCAAUUCGCCCAACGCCCACCUUCGCUCACCCUCGCCCAAGCCUCUGCCACAGCCUGCCAAGGUACUGAACUCGGAACCUCCAACUUAUGGCAUCCAGCAUGUCGAUCUGGAUGACUACCCUAUCAUCUGCGAGGAGCCCAUCCCAUCCGACUCAUCCAGCCAUGAUAGGCUCGACCAAGACUUCGAUGCCAUGGACAAAGCUCUCGACCAAGGUUACUAUCCUGACCCCUUCUCAAAUACGCAUCCUCAGCGUCUGUCGAAGAACAGUCUCGCCGCUCCUGUCCGUGCCAUGUCGGCUGCUCAGCUCGCUCAGUUGCACCAACAGUACGUGGCUCAGGAUGUACCUCACAGCGUCGUCUUUCCCUUUCUUCACGGUGUAGAUGGCAGCAUUCCCGCGCAAAACGCCUUUUUCGGCGCGCCCAGGACAGGUCAGCCUACUCCACCUUAUAGAGGUCUCACCAUCCUUCGAGCUGACAUGCCCACACCUCAGGAGAUGGAACGCAUGCAAGCCCCGUCCAACACAUACUCCUCUACCCGCGCUCGCGCAUGCACCUUCUCCAGCGUCACUACACAGUCAUCAGGUAGCUCGCCAGAUACGGAUGACGAAUCGGCACGCUUCCAACCGAGCUGGAACGGACCCACGAGUCCUCCAGCCUCCAACUUUGCCAGCGCCGCCUCCUUGACGCCAGCAUCAGUUGCGUCGGUCUCACCAUCAACGGCCUCCACCGUAUCCUCGCAAAUGUCACAACCUUCGCUCUUCUCCGCCACCUCGGAGAGCUACAGCACUGGCUCGCGAACCAGCGUAUCGACGGUCAGCGACGUUGCUGACGAUGGCAUGCCCACAUCCGCCAAAGACCUCCGUCCAGCUAGCCCUGUGCCCUUUGAAGCACAACCCCUUCAUUCGGUGCUCAACUCAACCAUCUUCCCCGCAGAGAUCCUUCGAGCUCCUACGAUUAGUCGCCUCAUGUACGGACGCAACCUCUGCAGUGACCUUUCAGAGUCAGGCUGCUUCGGUGAGAAAGUAGAUAUCAAACAGGUUCGCAGGGUAGGCGCGAGCUUCAUCAACCCUCCGCAAGCAUCUGGUGUCAGCCUUCGCAACUUCAAGAUCCAGUCAGCCAAAUAUGCCACCAUCUCGGACAUUGUCAUCUACUGCCCCUAUGGAUACCACUCGGGCGUCUUGACGCUCGCCAAGUGGGUGAGGGAAGCUCAAGCAUCGUUGCGACGCGAACGUCUCCUGCGCGGCUGGGGCGGCCUCCAAUACAACGUCUUUGUCGUUACUGACUCGUUCAAUGCCUUUGAGCAGCGCUUCCCAUCGCUCGUCUCGAUCGACAGCAAUGGUUUCGAACGCAACCGCGUCGACUUUGUCGAACGAGAGCGCGAGGAGAUGGAAAGGAUGACUCAUGCCACCGAGAUCCACGACAACGUCUGGCUAGGCUGCACCGCCGAUGCACCAGGCCUCGUCAAGAAAGAUGGCUUGGCGGACGAAAGCGAGCCCACCACUCCAGACGAACAAGCCAACCCAAACCACUAUGCUGUCUGUAUUGGCUGUGAAGAGAUCGGUUACCACGGUCCAAGAAGCUUCGACUACGAGGAAUGGAACAAAGUCAGUCGCUACCUCGAGGUGAUGGAUGCAAGGGUCAGGAUGCUCAGAAGCUACCGGCAAGAAGUGCUACUCAGUCUUGGCCUUGGCCACGAUGGCUUCCGUGAUUCCGACUCGCGCGAUGGCUCUAUCGUCCUUGGUCCGAACGGCUGGACGCCCAAGUGCCGAUCCCUUCCCGUGCAUACUGAUGUAUACACCCAGACCGUCAAGGCAAGGCUGAGCGCCAAUGGCGACGCCAGUGAUCCCAGCGAACGCAGUCCACUCCCUCUCGAAGCCGGCAGAGUUGCGCACCUCCGGAUCGAGACCAGCGGCGCUUUUGAGGAUCAAAAGCUUCAGACGGUCAGGGCGGUCGUCGAAGCCUGCGUGUGGAUUCAUUCUCACGCAUCGAGUUCCCACUCUGCCCGACCUAGGCGCGUGCUUCUUCACUGCACGGACGGAUACACCGAGACUUCGAUGCUGGCGCUCGCCUACUUGAUGUAUGCGCGAGAGCUUAGCCUUCCCGAGGCCUAUCUUGAUCUUCAGCUGCGAGCCGACCGUUCUUUCUUCGUCUACGAAGCUGACGUUGCCAUCCUCGAAAUGAUCGAUCGAGAGUUGCAGCAGAGACGUGCUCUUGCUCGCUGCCGAGCAUUUGAGAAGCGCCGGGAUGCUUCUUUCGAUUCAUGCAACAGGUCGCGUCAUGUUGUGUCCAAGUCAUUGGGCGGACCCUUGACGGGCGACAAACGCAGCGCCGAGUUGCGCCGCAUGUCAUUGUCCGGCCCAGCAAGCCACUCUCCAGCUCAUCCUCUGGCUAGUGGCUUAGCAUACAGUGUAGAGAGCGCAAAGCGUUCCACUUUGACACCGCACUCACCUGCCGAGAUGGCUGGCGGUAUCUGCCGCACGUCGACGCCAACGCCUCAAAAGUAUCGGCCCAGUCAGACGGAUGUGCUCGACACUCUGGAGCCUGCCAACACGCACGCCUGGUUCGAUAAGUCACGUUUUGAUGGCUCGUUUCCUUCUCGCAUCCUGCCAUUCCUCUACUUGGGCAAUCUAAGCCACGCCUCGAAUGUAGGCAUGCUGCGCGAACUCGGUAUCACUCACCUCGUCUCGGUCGGUGAAACGGCGUUGGCACCUCCAGCAAGCAUCUCGGCCAAAGUCAACCCUACACGCAAAGAACAUGGCCGCAGCCGGUAUCAGAAGGCAUCUGCUAAAGCAGCUUUGGUCGAAGAUCCGCUCACGGUUCCGUCUUGCACGUACCAGACGCAAGGCAUCACGGUGCUCAACGUGCGCAACGUGUCUGAUGACGGUAUCGACUCGCUCCGAGGCACAAUGCGUGAGGCCGUCCAAUUCAUCGAGGCAGCCCGAUUGUCCAGCGGCAAGGUGCUGGUGCACUGCCGUGUCGGUGUCAGCCGCAGUAGCACGAUUGUGCUUGCAUACGUGAUGGCUCAUCUCGAUCUCGGACUCGUUGAGAGCUACUUGCUCGUGCGCAGUCGCCGGCUCAACAUUGUCAUCCAACCGCAUCUGCUCUUCCUGUGGGAGCUGCGUGGAUUCGAGACGUACCUCCACAAAGCCAAACAAGCGCAGAUCAACCUGCUGCGCGGUCGUCACUGCUCUCCCGACUUGCUACGCAGCGAGUUCCCUCGCGAAGCUUCGCAGGCGCUCUCUGCGCUCUCGAUCCGCAAUACCACCGGCGCAUCUCGCAGCGAAGAAGGUUCGGGCUCAUACAAGUCCGCGUGGUCUUCACCCACCGGUUCGCCAGUAGCCAUCAGCACUAUGCCCGCACCGGUGGCAGGUGAUGUAGCUUCCUCAUCAUCCUCAUCGGAUGCAUGGGGCGAGGAGCUUCUUCUGGGUGUCGAGAUCGGUGCUGGUGCAGGCAGCAUUCAUGGGUUCGACAUGGCGCAUUCUGCCAUGUUGCCUUUCGGAUCCGGUAGUCCCAACGGUCUGCCGUACAAUGCCACACGUCUUACGUGGGGUCAUCUUGCUCGCGAGAUUGCUGAUCUCAACUCGCGUUACUUUAUCUAA